UAAACUUGUAUCGUCUACUAUUAGAGGAGAUACUGUCUUUUUACAAAUCUCUUGCUCCAUCUGACUCCCUCUUUUUCUUUAUCCCCUCUCUCAAUUCCUACAGUUCUACUCUUCCUCUCGACUUCUCGAAGAUUUCCGCGUAUCGAGUUAAGCUUAACAUUGGCGUGUACCAUCUUAAAUGUUCUCUGUUUGCACAACAAUUACGGUGUUCGGAAAACUAGUCACUACGUAGACCACGUUCACGUUCCCUCGUGAACCACCUAUAUAGAAAGUUUCAACAAAAAUUUUUACGGAGUUCUUUUUCUCUCUGUCUGCUCUCUGUAUGUCUCAGUUCCUCUUUCUCUUUGGGUGCGUGAGUGCGAAAAUAUCAGACGGUGCAACGGAGUUCCACAUCGAUGUAUCGAUACUAAAGACUCCCGGGGGCGAGGUUUUGAGACAAUAGUCCGUGAGUGAGGUUACAUGGACUCGUUGAAAUGUCGUGGCUCCUCAAACAACGGACUUACGAUUAGCUCGGGGAGGCAACAUCCGUGAGCAACGACAUCACAAUGCGCAUGUUGCUGCCACUGAGGUUGGUUUUCGUCGCAGCAAGCUUGCUGCUGGCAACUACCAAAGCAAAUGUCCACAUACAUUUGCAUUCUGACACUGCCAAACAUUUUUCCAUCGGAGAACAUGAACAAGCUGUUGCUGGAAUAGAGGCUAGCCUAUUGUCACUUCUUGGUUUUGCAAAAAGGCCAAAGCCACAAGGUCCAGCUUAUGUUCCAGAGUCUUUAAAAAAACUGUUUGUUAAACAAAAUACCAUUGGUAUGGCUGAUAUUGCUAGACCAGGAAUUCAUGCUAGGUCUGCUAACACAGUUCGCUCCUUUUCUCAUGUUGAGAGUGAUCUGGACCAUAAAUUUCAAUCUCCAAAUCGCUUUCGUCUCUCCUUUGAUUUAAGUAGUAUACCUUUAGGAGAGAAAUUGCAAGCUGCUGAAUUAAGUGUUUCUCGCAAACCAAUAUUAAAUGAGAAAGACUCCACACAGAAGCUGACGAGAAUACUUGUUUAUGAUAUUUUGCGCCCUGGUACAAAAGGACAUAGUGCUCCAUUGUUACGUUUAAUCGACAAUAAACCAGUUAAUAUUAAAAAGAGUGGCACGAUUAGUUUAGACGUUCACCCUGCUGUAGAGAGGUGGAUAGAAGAUCCUAAGAAUAAUCAUGGACUUCUGGUGCAUGUGCGUGGAAGUAAACAGGAACAUGUACGUUUAAAAAGGAGUAUAAAUGAGAGAAAUGAUACAUGGGUCAUUAGUCGACCAAUGUUAUUCACUUACACAGAUGACGGCAGGUACAAAAUGUCCUCUGCAAGUCAAAUAAUGGACCGCCGUGCUAGAAGAGCCGCACUUCGAAAAAAUCGACGGAAAGACGGUCGUGAAAACUGCAGACGACACCCGCUCUACGUUGACUUUGCAGAUGUCGGUUGGAAUGAUUGGAUUGUUGCUCCUCCUGGUUAUGAUGCUUUUUACUGUCAUGGUGAUUGUCCCUUUCCUCUGGCAGAUCACUUAAAUUCUACGAAUCAUGCAAUUGUUCAGAAUUUGGUUUAUUCAACAAAACCAAGCUUGGUGCCAAAAGCUUGCUGUGUGCCCACUGCGCUCAGCUCAAUAUCCAUGCUCUAUCUUGACGAAGAGAAUAAAGUAGUUCUGAAAAAUUAUCAGGACAUGGCUGUUCUUGGAUGUGGAUGCCGUUGACCAUUCACCGACUGCUUUAGUUAAAUAUUUUCAUAAUGAAGUAUUUAUGUGCGGCAAAGAUAAGAAUGGUUUAAAAGACAUUAGUAAAGUGAAAUAAGAGAGAAUAAAGGUUUUGCUAAAUUGCGUGGAUAGUAAGUAACGCUAUUUUUGGAGGGUAUGUUGAUAUGUUUAUUGAGUAUUUGUACAGUUAAUGCACAUUCAAGAGAUUUUAAAUUUAUUAUGUGCGACAGAUCAAUCAACUACUAAUUAUUCAAGAUUAUUAGAAUCUUGAAUGCCUAACUUGUCUAUCUAUGAAAUAAACAGAAAUGAAAAGUGUUUAUAUCACAUAUGGUUUUAAUAAAUCAAUUAAUUACAGAAAAUUCAGAUAUGUAUGAAUAAUAUAAAGUUUGGAUAGAAAUAUAUUAGGUAAUUAUUGUUAAAAGUAACGAUUAUUGUUGCACACAUAAUCGAUCGAUCUAAUUGAUCAUAUAAAAAUGGAAGAAAGAUUCAAUGUUGUACAGAUUUUGAUCCUUGUUAUAUUGUGCCUUAAUUCUAUGUUUUCCUUUCGCAAAGGAAAAUAUUCUCUAACAAGGGUUUAAAUCAAGGUAAAUACGCGCGCCAAAAUUUUAAAUAAUCCCCUUUUAUACAAAACGUUUUGAAUAUCGAUUAUGGUAUCUUUUUACAUUAUUUCUUGACAAAUUGAUCGAUCUUUUUUUAAUAGAAAAAAAUUAUUCUAAUUAAUGUGAAAUUGACUUGUAUUGACGGCAAAAAGAGACUCUAUUUUUUAAAGAGUAAGAGUUUGAAAGGUUCUAAAAUAAUAUUCAUUUUGAUCUUAAUAAUUUUAUGUGAACUCUUUUAUAGAAUAAUUACCUUUUCCGGUAUUUCGAAAUUUAUAUGGUAUUAGUUUACUCUUUAUAUAAAAGUUAAUUAAGCGAUUUUUAAAAUACUCACAGUAUUCUAAAUUUGAUUUUGAACAUAUGUCGAACACGUAUUUCAAACUCUCUGUAUGCUACAAAAUGUAUUGGAAUAUUUAUAAACAAUUUUGUUUUCCACUUGUAAAGUAACUUUACAGGCGGAAAAAAAUUAUUUUAAGAUGUUUUUUUAUUAUUAUUAUUAUCUUGAUAUUCAUUUCAACUAAUUCACAUUAAGGUAAAAAAUUUAUAAUAAGUUAUAUCACUUUUUUAUAAAUUACAAAUAAUAUUCUUUAAUUUUGGAGUUUUAUUGCAAUAAAAAAUUUAGAUAAUAAGUAUACAGUUUCUGUCCUGCUAGUUUACUUUGCAAAUAUGAAACAGAUUUAAAAUGCAAAAAAAAGCAUAUUUUCAAUUUAACCUAUUCUAAAAAAUUACUACGUACUUAAGAAUUAGUAAUUUUUAUAUAUUUUUUUAAUUAUUUCAUAUUCAGACAAAGAAUAAUAAUAAAUUUAAAAUUGAUUUGAAGACCAAGAAAAAAGUAAAAGUCUUAGUUCAUACAUAAAGAACCAAACAAGUCAAACGUAUCCGAAGUUAUAUUUCACAAUAGACAAGUUAAACAUUGUACUAACUUAUCUUGAUUUUCUGACUUGUGACCAUUUCAUUUAUUAGUAUAUUUUAGUAUAAGGAUAACAUUGAAAUAGGUGGUCAAAUUUCAAUGUCGUUUUCUACUAUGUCUGAGGAUGAAAAAAAGGUCAUUUUAAUAUAUGUCCAAAAACUCUUUCUUUCUGAGAUGUAAACAAUUUUCGGUUAUGAUGGAAUAUCGUAGAAAUAUUUAUAAUUUACUUCAAAAAGCUGCUGGAAAUGUUUUUUUUUGUAACAGUACACGCUUUGCAUUAACGUUUUAAAAACUAUUAAAAACGUCCUUAAAAAUAAUAGUACAGUUCGGAACAGCAUAAAUUGAAGUUUGCCCGCCUAUUUUAAUGUUACCAUGUAUAUCACAGAAGUCUAAAAUUUAUACUCAUUAUUUGAAAAUAUAUACAUUAAAAACAGCGAUGUGUUGUAUGCGAAAUACAAAAACUGUAGUAUAACUACACUAAUUAAGAUAUCAGUUUAUUUGAAUUUUACUCAGAAAAGAAGUAUAAAACAUUCACAACGUUCCGUCAUUCGUAUGUAUUGUCAAAAUUAUCUAUAGUACUCAUAUACUUAUUUAUUUUAAUAAUUUCUUUCUACAAUUUUUAAUUUUGUAUUUUAAGCGUUCAAUCCUUUAACGACGAAAACUCAGUUUGUUAAUAUACAAAAAGUAUAAAUACAUAUUAAAAAUACACCUAGUGAUAUAAAUUAAUGUCUGCCGUCGAGAAUGAACCGUACCUGCGUAACGAACAAUUAUUUAUUCUAUUAGCAAAGAAGUCUAAGUAUAUGUAUAUUUGUACAAAAAGAAGGAAGAACAAAAGGUGAAUAAUCGUUCGUAUUUAUGGCGCGCGUCGGCCUGUAAAAUCUGUAAAAUAGAUAGAAAUAAAAAAGGACCAAUGUAAAUAGUGCGUCUGUAUAGUGCAUUAGUAUAUAUAGUAUUUUAUUCGAUGUUUUUAUUACUAUUUCUACGUUCUUCGAUUGUACACAGGUAUUGCGUGUGUAAAUAGUAAACAAAUUUUAAUAAAUAGUUAUAUUAAAUUACAUUUAUGCUUUUGUACUUAAAAAAAUAAUAAAUGAUAAUCACAAAGAAAUAGACAGAAAUCAAUUAGAAGUUGAACGGUAUUCGAUAAGGUAGUAACUUAUUGCUGUAAAAUACUUGAAAUAUAAAUAUUUUUUCAAGAAACAUUGAGUGAAUAAAAUAACAACUGGUAUAUAAAAUAUGUAACAAAAAUUUUAUUUUUUUAUACAAUUAUGCUACAUACAUAGGACAAUGCAUUUCUCAUUGUAAAUGUAAAAAAAAUAUAGAACAAUAUUUCAGUCUUUAAUGCUAAAAGAGAAGAAUAAUUUAAUAGAAGAUUCAUUCUUCAAGGCUCAUAUAAUGGCAGUGCGAGGUAAAAACCAUUUUCACAAACAUGAUAUGUUGUGCAUUUUGUACAAAAGAUUUUGAAUUUUGUAUUUCAUUUUCCUAGGAUUUUGUAUGUUUUAUGGCACAGCUCGAUUAUAUUGCGAAAACAGUGUCUUUUUCUCUUACUUAAUAUUAAAAAAGUAUGACAUUUUAAUUUCCAACAUUCUCAUUGACAUUUACAUAAAAAAUGCAAAAUAAGUGCGAGCAUUUUCUAUUUUCAUUGCAAACCA
Messenger RNA from Nomia melanderi (Alkali bee), 4873 nucleotides. RefSeq names its product protein decapentaplegic. Gene Ontology annotation, cellular component: extracellular region. NCBI's taxonomy places the organism in Eukaryota, Metazoa, Arthropoda, Insecta, Hymenoptera, Halictidae. The record is from RefSeq and is a predicted model, not a curated record. Gene Ontology annotation, molecular function: growth factor activity; cytokine activity.